AUGAAAGUCCCUUCUGGAAUGUCCUGGGUUCUCAAGAAGAUUAUGAAAAGCAGAGAGCUCUUUGAUAAUGGCAGCAAGAUACAUGAAUAUGAAACAGAUGGGAGAUUCUCAAUUAAUAAGUGCUAUAAAGCAAUCAGAGAGCCUAAUAUUCAAGUUAGCUGGAAAAGGUUGGUAUGCAACAAUAGAGCUACUCCCAAAAGUAUCUUUAUUACCUGGCUGGCAGUGCUUAACAGGUUGAGUACAAAAACCAUAUUCGCUCAAUGGAGCUUAGUAUCUGAUACUACUUGUGAGUUGUGUAACAAUGGAGAGGAGGAUAUUCAUCACCUUUUCUUCCAGUGUGAGUAUUCAGGUGAAAUCUGGAGGAAAUGUUUGAGCAUUCUAAAGAAACCAAGAAAUCCUGUAAGCUUUAUGGAGGAGGUGCUGAUUGCUGCAAACCAUUGUAGACGAAGACACAAGAAGAACAAGCUGUAUGGAAUGAUGUUUACUGAAGCUAUCUAUAACAUUUGGAUGCAGCACAACCAGAAAAUUUUUGAAGGGCAACAUAAAACUACUGAUCAUAUUGUUAAUGUAAUUGUUUUUAAUGUUGCUGCAAGAGUAGAAGAUAAUAUGAGAAAUCUCUUGUUUAGAUAG
Molecule: messenger RNA, 630 nt
Organism: Beta vulgaris subsp. vulgaris (sugar beet)
Lineage: Eukaryota; Viridiplantae; Streptophyta; Magnoliopsida; Caryophyllales; Amaranthaceae
Exons: 1
Coding region: 1-630 (209 amino acids)
Source: RefSeq, a predicted model, not a curated record